Messenger RNA from Hypanus sabinus (Atlantic stingray), 1435 nucleotides. It is a transcript of the gene atg3, whose product is annotated as autophagy related 3. The record is from RefSeq and is a predicted model, not a curated record. NCBI's taxonomy places the organism in Eukaryota, Metazoa, Chordata, Chondrichthyes, Myliobatiformes, Dasyatidae. The transcript has 11 exons. Gene Ontology annotation, biological process: autophagosome assembly; nucleophagy; autophagy of mitochondrion. The coding region runs from base 134 to 1087 and encodes 317 amino acids. Gene Ontology annotation, cellular component: cytosol; cytoplasmic ubiquitin ligase complex. Gene Ontology annotation, molecular function: Atg8-family ligase activity.
UGUGGUUGCGGAACUUGUUGAGGGAAGGAAGAGUGGAGAAGGAGCGGGAUAGGGAUUCAGGCGACGGGUGAAGGUGGAGGUAAUUAUUGGCAGGUAGUGACUGCCGGACGCUCAGCUCGAGCGGCUUAACGAUAUGCAGAGCGUUAUUAACACUGUUAAAGGCACUGCACUUGGCGUGGCAGAGUUCUUGACGCCUGUACUUAAGGAGUCAAAAUUUAAGGAAACUGGAGUAAUUACCCCUGAGGAGUUUGUGGUGGCAGGAGAUCAUCUGGUCCAUCACUGUCCCACUUGGCAAUGGGGAACAGGAGAAGACCCCAAAAUCAAACCCUAUUUACCCAGGGAAAAGCAGUUUCUGCUGACUAGAAAUGUUCCCUGCUAUAAGCGCUGCAAACAGAUGGAAUACUCUGAUGAAUUUGAGGCAGUCAUUGAAGAAGAUGAUGGUGAUGGUGGAUGGGUGGACACAUACCAUAAUUCAGGUGUCGCUGGAUUGACAGAAUCUGUUACGGAGAUAACUUUAGAAAGCAAAGAAAACUCUAAGUGUAUAGGAAGCAGCACUGCUUGCACGGAUGAUAAUGAUGAAGAUGAUGAUGAAGGGGAAGCAGCUGACAUGGAAGCAUAUGAAGAGAGUGGGUUGUUAGAAGAAGCAGAUGAUGCAACCUUGGAUACCAGUAAGGUUGUAGAAGUGAAUAAGCCUAAAGCAGAUUCUGCUGGAGAAGAUGGAAUUCUUCAAACUAGAACUUAUGAUCUCUAUAUAACAUAUGACAAAUAUUACCAGACACCAAGACUUUGGUUAUUUGGUUAUGAUGAGCAACGAAUCCCACUGACUGUUGAAGCAAUGUAUGAGGACAUUAGCCAGGACCACGUCAAAAAAACAGUGACAAUUGAAAAUCAUCCUCACUUACCUCCACCUUCAAUGUGCUCUGUUCAUCCCUGCAGACAUGCGGAGGUAAUGAAAAAGAUCAUCGAAACAGUUGCAGAAGGUGGUGGUGAACUUGGUGUACACAUGUACCUACUCAUAUUUUUGAAAUUUGUUCAAGCAGUCAUUCCAACAAUUGAAUAUGAUUACACAAGGCACUUCACCAUGUAACUCCAAAAGUUUACGUAAUCAAAACAUUCUCAGAAUAAAUUCUGGGCUGGCAAAAUGCUGCUGCCUUUCAAUCAUAGCUAACAGUUUAGUCACUAAUUCUGACCAUUGCUUGUUCAAAUUCAAUUCCCUUUCAAAGAAUGUUCUCUAAUGAGAUUGCUAAGAACUGGUCAAUAUAAAGUCAUUUUUUCCAUGAAACCUACAUUUUGUGCUCCCUUGUUCUACCUUUGAGUAAGCUACUUAAUCAAAUGCAGACUGUAAUUCAUGUUUCCAUUGCUUUUUGACAAUAAGAUGUUUACCUCAAUUAAACUUGUUUAUAUUUGCAGAAUACAAAUAAAAAAUAUGCUAAAA